AUGUCCGGACCCGGCCCGACUCCCGAGUGGCAGUCCCGGCCGCCGUACACAGACCCCCGACAAAGGGAAAAAGACACGGGCAAACCAUUCGACAAGAAACUCGAAGGAACCUGCCAUUGCGGCAAAGUACGGUACUGGCUCUCGCGCGACAAGCCCUUGGGGUCGAAGUACUGCCAUUGCACCGACUGCCAGGUCAUGCACGGCGCCCCCUUCCAAUGGGCCGCCAUCGUCCACAAAGAGGACAUGUCGUUCGAGCAUGGCGUCAGAGACCUGUCUUUCUACUCAUCCGGGGCGAAGAAGCCGGCGCAUGACCUCCCGUGCAAGGUCAGGUGUGACAACUGCGGGAGUCUCAUCAUGGACGAGGGCCGGAACAUGUUGCUUCCGUUCCCCGGGUUGAUCAAGUUCAAGGGGAACGAAGAGUGGAAGGCGAACUUUCAGCCAGAACAACACAUCUUCUAUUCACGAAGGGUUUUGGAUGUUCCAGACGGAAAGCCAAAGUGGUCAGGGUUGGACGGUCACAGCCAGUUGAUGAGCGAAUGA
Messenger RNA from Sodiomyces alkalinus F11, 540 nucleotides. RefSeq lists its product as hypothetical. Lineage: Eukaryota; Fungi; Ascomycota; Sordariomycetes; Glomerellales; Plectosphaerellaceae. The coding region runs from base 1 to 540 and encodes 179 amino acids. Gene Ontology annotation, molecular function: carbon-sulfur lyase activity. The transcript is spliced from 2 exons. The record is from RefSeq and is a predicted model, not a curated record.